Molecule: messenger RNA, 1268 nt
Organism: Daphnia pulex (common water flea)
Lineage: Eukaryota; Metazoa; Arthropoda; Branchiopoda; Diplostraca; Daphniidae
Product: transcription initiation factor IIB-like
Exons: 5
Coding region: 137-1072 (311 amino acids)
Biological process (GO): transcription initiation at RNA polymerase II promoter; transcription preinitiation complex assembly
Cellular component (GO): transcription preinitiation complex; nucleus
Molecular function (GO): TBP-class protein binding; RNA polymerase II general transcription initiation factor activity
Source: RefSeq, a predicted model, not a curated record
ACACACACGUGACCACAAUAAAAACGAAAUUCUCGACAAAUAACAGUUCAGGCGUACAGAGUCGAUCACAAAGUUGUCUGAUUACCGUUCUACUAACUUUCUACGAAUUCCGAAUUAAAGUCUUUUGUUAGGAAUAAUGUCAUCGGGACGUGGUAGGAUUUGUUGCCCUUCUCAUCCCGAUGCCCCUUUGGUUGAUGAUUGCCAUGCUGGCGACCAAAUUUGCUCAGAAUGUGGUUUAGUUGUUGGAGACAGAGUGGUUGAUGUCGGCUCCGAAUGGCGAACUUUCAGUAAUGAGGCAGGCAACGCAGAUCCUUCACGAGUUGGUGGGGCAGAAAACACUCUCCUGAAUGGGACAAAUCUUACAACAAUAAUUGGGCCCAGUACGAGUGGUGGUGGGACUUCGUUUAAUGAGACUGGUGGAGCAGUUUACAAAAACCGGCAAACUAUGAGCAGCUCAGACCGAACUCUUGUCAAUGCUUUCAAAGAGAUAAGCAACAUGGCUGAUCGUAUUAACUUACCCAGAACCAUUGUUGACCGAGCAAAUCUUCUAUUCAAGAGUGUUCAUGAUGGCAAGAACUUAAAAGGACACAGCACUGAUGCUAGUGCAUCAGCCUGCCUAUACAUAGCCUGCAGGCAAGAAGGUGUCCCACGGACGUUCAAGGAAAUUUGCGCCGUCAGCAAGAUAGGCAAGAAAGAAAUUGGAAGAUGUUUCAAACUGAUUCUCAAGGCACUAGAAACUUCAGUUGAAAUAAUCAAAACCUCGGAUUUUAUGCCACGUUUCUGCUCAAAUCUUGGAUUGCCUGCCGUUGUCCAACGAAACGCAUCGCACAUUGGAGGCAAAGCAGUGGAGCUUGAUGUCGUUCCUGGACGUUCACCAAUAUCAGUUGCUGCAGCCGCCAUCUAUAUGGCUUCCCAUGCCUCAGAAAAUAAAUUGACAAAGAAAGAGAUAGGUGAUAUUGCUGGAGUGGCCGACGUCACCAUCCGCCAAUCGUAUGAAUUGAUGUACCCUCGUGCCGCAGAGCUUUUUCCUCCUGAUUUCAAACUGAUUAUCAGCCAACUACCCCAACGUUAAUCAGAGAACAGUACUUUCUGUGUGAUCACUACCGAACCUGGAAAUUGAUCUAUUAAUAUUUCUCACAUCCUUUGAACAGUUAAAAAUAUGAUUCGCUUCAUUUCGGUCCUAAACCCAUGCUCUGUUUCACCUAGCUUGUAAUGUGUGACAUCCAUGUCUUCAUCCGUACAAAAUUUCGCAUCAACAGUUUUGAAAA